Oncorhynchus nerka (sockeye salmon) is the source of this 1718-nucleotide messenger RNA. It is a transcript of the gene tnfsf14a, whose product is annotated as TNF superfamily member 14. The coding region runs from base 327 to 1043 and encodes 238 amino acids. Gene Ontology annotation, cellular component: membrane. Gene Ontology annotation, molecular function: tumor necrosis factor receptor binding. Gene Ontology annotation, biological process: immune response. The transcript is spliced from 5 exons. NCBI's taxonomy places the organism in Eukaryota, Metazoa, Chordata, Actinopteri, Salmoniformes, Salmonidae. The record is from RefSeq and is a predicted model, not a curated record.
GUCAAGAUUUAUUUUGGUUAAGACAAGUUUUGCUUUCUGUGACUGCUCUUUGGGGAGAUGGUCGUUUCUGUGAAGGAUUUCCACAUUUCUCAUAUCUGGAGGUUUUCUUCCACUACUGUGUGUCUUGUCUUUUCUGCUGACAAGACGACCUGAGGAGUCAUACUGUACAACCCACACUAGUGUUUGGUCUUGCUCUGGGAAUAAAAUCUCUCUGUGUCUCUCGUUGUGUGCUGGGACCCCUGGUGCGUGGACCUCGCUCAAGUACUACUUGACUACCUCUUGGAGGAUCCUUUUUCAGUUCCUUAUAAUCUCUGAUCGGAGAGAUUAUGGCUGAGGGUGGUGUCCCGUACCCCUCCGUGUUCAUGGUGGAUAGCCAUGCAGCCUACCCACCGCUGCCCCCCAAACCGAGACCUCCUGGUCGGGGUGGUGUGGCCCAAAGCCUGCUGUUCUUGCUGGUUGGUCUGGCUUUGUGUGGCUUGGCCAUAGAGGCCUGCUUCAUCUACCACCUCUACUCCAAACAGGGAUCUGUGGAGUCAGGGUCAGCUGGUAUGAGUAUCAAGGACCAAGAAGACAUUCCGAAGGAGGUUUCCCCAACUUCAAGACCAAACCCUAUUGUGUUGCCUUCAAAACCUGUUGCACAUCUGACAGCUGGACCUCAAGCACCCCAUGGAGAUGGAGUCAUGGUAUGGAACAUGCAGGCAGAACCAAUCCUCCAUGAAAUGGAGUACAAAGAUGGGAAGCUUGUCAUCCAGAAGGAAGGCUACUACUACGUCUACUCUAAGAUCUUCUUCAGUGAGGUCGAUGUUGCGUUCACACACUCGGUCUGCAGAACUACUCCACGGUACCUUGGGAAGGACAUUGAACUCCUUAAGUCCAGGAGAUAUCACCCCAAGUUUGGGAAAAUGAUGUCCACAUCAAACAGCUACCUGGGAGGGGUGUUCCACCUCUUUGAAGAUGACUCCAUCUUUGUCAAAGUGAAAAAUGUCACUCAAGUUCGGAUACAACAUUCCACAGAGAACGUGUUUGGUAUCUAUAUGAUAUAAUACGGGUUGAUGAUGAAGAUACAUUUUUUUAUAUAGCUGGCUGAUUAUCAUUGGUUUAAGGCAUAAUAAUACUGUAGGCCAAUUUACAUGUAAUAUUGCUACGCAGGGCCUUCCCCCUUCCCGGCACACCCUCAUUUUCUUUAAACAAAUCCUUGCAUCAAGAUGCAAUUCGAUGCGCGGAAAAUUUACUGUUGACGAAAAAGCCCCUUUAUAAUAAAGCCAUAAUAAUGUUUGCCAUACACUAGGCUACAGUUGAGCAGAGGCGUUUUUAGGAUUUCCACACAUGGAUUUUUUUAGCAGGGUCGUAAAAGAAUCUGCCUUUGAAAAAAGGCAUUUCAUGCAGUUCUACGUCAUUUACAUGAAAGACAUUGGUUGAAUCGUUUUAUUACCACACAACUGACUGAAAUGGCUGGCUACUCUGACACUGACAAACUGAGAUCAAUCUGGCCUUGAAUUCAAACAAACAAUAGCCCAGGCCAAUGAAGCGACACACAGAUUGUACAAUAUUAGGAGGCAAUAUAUAUAUAUAUACUGUAUAUCAUAGUUUACAGUAGGUUACUAAAUAAAAUGUUGAGUGGAGGGCCUCCCGGGUGGUGCAGUGGUCUAAGGCACUGUUUCGCAGUGCUAGCUGUGCUAGCUCUGUCGCAGCCGGCCGCAACCGGGAGGCACAUGGGG